Molecule: messenger RNA, 2057 nt
Organism: Hevea brasiliensis (rubber tree)
Lineage: Eukaryota; Viridiplantae; Streptophyta; Magnoliopsida; Malpighiales; Euphorbiaceae
Product: probable polyamine oxidase 4
Exons: 10
Coding region: 484-1965 (493 amino acids)
Biological process (GO): polyamine catabolic process
Cellular component (GO): peroxisome
Molecular function (GO): polyamine oxidase activity
Source: RefSeq, a predicted model, not a curated record
UAUUAAUGACAGACGGAGAUGAAGUUGCUGGGACUGGGAGCUUGUGCUAUUCUAUAGCUUUCUCGGAAAGUGCGAGAAAGAGAGGCAGGAAUUUUGCUGCUCUGCAUAAUCUAUGCAACCGUGGAUCGAGCUCAACGCUUCGAUUUCAAAAUUAUUGUUCAUUAACACCAAAAAUUAUUAUGAACUGGUUUGAUAAGCUUCGUUCUUCUUCCAAUCUCAGCCGCUUCAUUGCCGGCCUUUUAAUCUUUAUUCUCUACCAUUCUUUCCAGUUAAUUUCUAAUUUCUUGAUUCCUAUACACCCUUAAUUUCAAUUUCAAUCUUCCCAAUUUUCAUCGUCACACCCACAUCAACGCUAUCAAUCAAUCAAUCGAUCAAGCAAGCAAGCAAGCAAUUUCUUCUUCUGUUCCUUUUUAAUCGAUUUCAAUUUCUCUGCAUCUUCUCUCUCUCUCUCUCUCUCUCUCUCUCUCUCUCUCUCUCUAUCAAAUGGAUGCAAACAUCUCGUCUCUACACAAUCUGUUGCUCGACGGCACUUUUGCUUCACACAUUGAGAGGAAAAACAGUUCAAUACCUACUGUCAUUGUGAUUGGUGGUGGUAUUUCCGGGCUUGCUGCUGCACGAAUCCUCCAUGAUGCAUCUUUCAAGGUAAUCUUGCUAGAGUCACGGGAUAGACUUGGUGGCCGUAUUCAUACUGACUAUUCAUUUGGUUAUCCAGUGGAUUUGGGAGCAUCAUGGCUACAUGGCGUCUGCAAUGAGAAUCCUUUGGCUCCAUUCAUACGCUCUUUGGGGCUCACACUAUACAGGACAAGUGGUGAUGACUCAGUAUUGUAUGACCAUGAUCUAGAAAGUUAUACUCUUUUUGAUAUGGAUGGACAUCAAGUUCCACAAAGGCUGGUCAAAGAAGUUGGAGAUAUAUUCAAGAAGAUUCUCAAAGAGACAGAGAGAGUAAGAGAUGAACACGCAUAUGACAUGUCGAUUCUCCAAGCAAUUGAGUUUGUGUUAGAUAGGCAUCCAGAAUUAAGGCAAGAAGGACUUGCAUGUGAAGUGUUGCAAUGGUACAUAUGUAGAAUGGAAGCUUGGUUUGCAGUAGAUGCAGAUAUGAUAUCGCUGAAAACAUGGGAUCAGGAGCAUGUUCUUUCUGGUGGUCAUGGACUUAUGGUACAAGGUUAUGAUCCUAUAAUAAAGGCUCUUGCAAAAGACAUUGACAUACGCUUGAAUCACAGAGUUACAAAAAUAUGCUAUGGGCCUAAUAAGGCAAUGGUCGUAGUUGAGGGCGGAAGGAACUUUAUAGCUGAUGCUGCUAUAGUUACAGUACCACUUGGGAUUCUUAAAGCCAAUUUAAUUCAGUUUGAACCCAAGUUGCCAGAAUGGAAGGUUGCUUCAAUUUCAGAUAUUGGUGUUGGCAGUGAAAAUAAGGUUGCAUUACAAUUUGAUAAAGUAUUUUGGCCAAAUGUGGAAUUCUUGGGCAUUGUUGCACCCACAUCUUAUGCUUGUGGUUAUUUUCUCAAUCUUCACAAGGCAACUGGCCAUCCUGUACUUGUCUAUAUGGCCGCUGGUAGGUUUGCAUGUGAUCUUGAGAAGCUAUCUGACGAGUCUUCUGCAAAUUUUGUGAUGUUACAGCUGAAGAAAAUGUUUCCUGAUGCAACAGAGCCUGUUCGAUAUCUCGUAUCGCGAUGGGGAACAGAUCCAAACUCACUUGGUUGUUAUGCAUACGAUGUGGUCGGAAAGCCAGAAGAUGUCUAUGAGAGGCUUCGUGCACCCUUGGGAAAUCUUUUCUUUGGAGGGGAAGCCGUUAGCAUGGAGCACCAGGGUUCUGUCCAUGGAGCUUACUCAGCUGGUGUCAUGGCCGCUGAGAACUGUCAGAGGCAUGUAUUAGAGGGACUUGGUAACCUAGAGAAACUCCAGCUAGUCCCUUUAAGGUGUGAAAUUCAUGAAUCUGCAUUUCCCCUCCAAAUCUCGAGGAUGUAAUUUUUUUCAUUCAGUGAAGUAUGAAUUGGAUUUUUAUGGACUUUUCUUAAUUUCUGAAAUUCAAGUUUCCCUUAAAAAGUUAAUUUUAUUUA